Messenger RNA from Synchiropus splendidus (mandarinfish), 1553 nucleotides. Its product is annotated as betaine--homocysteine S-methyltransferase 1. Lineage: Eukaryota; Metazoa; Chordata; Actinopteri; Syngnathiformes; Callionymidae. The record is from RefSeq and is a predicted model, not a curated record. Bases 147 to 1343 code for a protein of 398 amino acids. The transcript has 8 exons. Gene Ontology annotation, molecular function: zinc ion binding; betaine-homocysteine S-methyltransferase activity.
ACUCCAAAAAAGACAGGCGGUUCUCCGUGUGACAUCAGCAACACCGCGCCCAUCUCUGAUUAUAAAACCUGGGUGGCUUCGGCCGGUGGGUCUUCCCGAACUUGCAGGGAAGUGGACUGACGUGGGCCGGUUCUGCAGCACUCAUCAUGGCACCAGCUAAGAAAGGCAUUCUGGAGCGUCUGGAGGCGGGGGAGGUCGUGCUCGGAGAUGGCGGGUUCGUCUUCGCCCUGGAGAAGCGGGGGUACGUCAAGGCUGGACCGUGGACCCCCGAGGCUGCCGCCGAGCACCCCGAAGCAGUUCGGCAGCUGCACCGGGAGUUCCUGAGAGCCGGGUCCAACGUCAUGCAGACUUUCACCUUCUACGCCAGCGACGACAAGCUGGAGAACCGCGGCAACACGCAGAAGUUCACCGGGAAGCAGAUCAACGAGGCGGCGUGUGACCUGGCCCGCCAGGUGGCUGACGAGGGGGACGCGCUGGUGGCUGGUGGGGUCUCCCAGACGCCCGCCUACCUGAGCUGCAAAAGCCAGGAUGACGUGAAGGCCAUCUUCAAGAAGCAGCUGGACGUCUUUGUGGAGAAGAACGUGGACUUCCUGAUCGCUGAGUACUUCGAGCACGUGGAGGAGGCAGAGUGGGCCGUCCAGGUUCUGAAGACAACCGGCAAACCCGUGGCUGCCACCUUGUGCAUCGGACCAGACGGAGACCUGGCUGGCGUUCACCCGGGAGAGUGCGCCGUGAAGCUCGUCAAAGCAGGUGCCGACAUCGUGGGCAUCAACUGCCACUUCGACCCCGACACCUGCGUGAAGACGGUGAAGCUGAUGAAGGAAGGCGUGGAGAAGGCCGGACUGAAGGCUCACUACAUGAGUCAGCCGCUCGCCUUCAUGACGCCCGACUGCAACUGUCAGGGAUUCAUCGACCUGCCAGAGUUCCCCUUCGCUCUGGAGCCGAGGAUCCUGACCCGAUGGGACAUGCACAAAUACGCCCGUGACGCCUACAACGCUGGAAUCCGCUACAUUGGCGGCUGCUGCGGCUUUGAGCCUUACCACGUGCGCGCUCUGGCAGAGGAGCUCUCCACUGAGCGAGGCUUCCUGCCUGCUGGCUCAGAGAAACAUGGGCUGUGGGGCAGCGGUCUGGAGAUGCACACGAAGCCGUGGUGCAGAGCGAGAGCUCGCCGUGACUACUGGGAGAAGCUGAAGCCGGCGUCCGGCCGGCCCCUCUGCCCCUCCAUGUCUAAACCAGAUGGGUGGGGCAUCACCAAAGGUCACGCCGACCUGGUGCAGCAGAAGGAAGCCACGUCCAAGGAGCAGCUGAAGGCUCUGUUCGACAAGGCCGAGCAAGGCCAGUGAAGCCGCGAAGAGACGCGGCUGAGACGGCCGCUCGCACAUUCCUUCACGUCAGCAAACCAAAACGAUGAUGAUCUCUAUUGGACCAUUUUACCACGUGAGUCUUGUUCCAGUUGAAGGUUUGAGGCUUCACACCUCGGUUUCUCUGAGCCCGAAGACGCCACUGUUCCGUUGGUGAAAGUAGCUGGUUGUUGAACACAAUAAAAGCUUGAG